GUUGGCCGGCCCACACGGGAGCUCCAAGCCGCCUCUGAAUGUUUUAAUUCAUGCCGAGAUCAGGAAGUAGCUGAUGUGGAGAUGGAUUCUCGGCGACAGGCCGAGAAUUGGAAAGAGGAAUUAAUUUGUGCAGUCUGCCUGGAGUUCUUCGAGGACCCAGUUACCUUGGAGUGCGGCCACAACUAUUGUCGAGCCUGUAUUAUGGGCUGUUGGGAUGUGCAGGAGUCUAACUUUUGUCCCGAGUGUUUAGAGGUGUUUCCAGAAAUAAACCUCCAGUCCAACCGCGCCCUCUCCAACCUGGCUGAGAAAGCAAGGAACCGGCCCCGCAACCGGAGGGGGAAGGGCAGGAAACUUUACUGCGAUUUGCACCAGGAAGAGCUGAAACUCUUCUGUGAAACUGAUAAGAAACUCAUCUGUGGUAUUUGCCGAGACGGGAGGGAGCACAAGUAUCACAACUUCAUUCCCCUCAACGAGGCUGUGGAGAUUUACAAGGAUAAUCUGAAAUUAUCCUUGGAUUCGGCCGCUAAGAGGAAGGCCACUGUUCUCAAGGCUAAGUUUAAACAGAAGCAGAAGAUUUCCCAAGUGAGGGAGCAGUCGCGCAACCUGCAGACCCACAUCAGGUACGAGUUUGCUAAAAUGCACCGGACUCUGAACGAAAAGGAGCAGCGUUUGAGCAGAGAUCUCCAGGAACAGGAGGAGAGGAUCUUGGAAGAUAUGCGAGAAAACCUGCGGGGGAUUCAAGAGGUUCUGGAUUCCAUUGAGCGGGUGCUGUCCGAAUUUCAAGCACAACUCGAACAGCCGGACAUAUUAUCCCUCCUCAAGGAAGAAGGUUCCUGGAACACAAGGUUUAGUGAAAAACAUGAUUCUAUGGCAUUGGUGGACACGGCUCUUCCUCUGGGGAUAUUCAGAGGUCCCUUGCAAUAUAUAGCGUGGAGAAAAAUGAUGGACUCCAUCAGCCCUGUGCCAGCCGCUCUGACUCUGAAUCCAAAAACGGCAAACCCCUGGCUUAUCCUGUCCGAGGACAUGUCCAGUGUGAGAAUGGGGCAGCAGCGGCAAAUGCUUCAAGACACGCCCCAGAGAUUUGAUCGCUGUGCGUGUGUCCUGGGAUUGGAGGGAUUCACAGCAGGGAGACACUACUGGGAGGUGGAGGUGGGGGACAAGACUGAGUGGGAUCUGGGUGUGGCUAAGAAGUCCUGCAACAGGAAAGGGAGGAUCAAGCGGAUGCCUGAGGAUGGCUACUGGAGACUGGGCCUGCGGAGUGGAAGUGAGUACAUGGCUUUCACCACACCUCCUACAUACCUGAGCCUGAGUGUGAACCCCAGGAGGAUCGGGGUGUAUCUGGACUAUGAGGGUGGACAAGUGUCAUUUUACAACGCGGACAACAUGUCCCACCUCCACACUUUCACCGACACUUUCACUGAAAGACUCUACCCGUAUUUCUGUCCCUGUUUGAGUGAUGGUGGGAAGAAUUCAGGGUUUAUGAAAAUCUGCUGGGUUAACCCCGACUCUCUGACGUGAAGCAUCUGUCUUAUAACUGGAGCAGAGUCCUCAGAAUUUCAAUUGUAUUCAGUUCAGUCUGUUUUCAUCUUUACUGAAAUUGAUUUAAUUUCAUCAACAUCUUGGGGGUUUCCAUUGACCAGAAACUGAAUUGGACCAGCCAUAUAAAUAUUGUGGCUACAAGAGCAGAUCAGAGGCUGGGGAUUUUGUGGAAUAA
Carcharodon carcharias (great white shark) is the source of this 1714-nucleotide messenger RNA. Its product is annotated as zinc-binding protein A33-like. The coding region runs from base 82 to 1518 and encodes 478 amino acids. The transcript has 6 exons. The record is from RefSeq and is a predicted model, not a curated record. Lineage: Eukaryota; Metazoa; Chordata; Chondrichthyes; Lamniformes; Lamnidae. Gene Ontology annotation, molecular function: zinc ion binding; protein binding.